AUGUCAGAGGAGCAGGAGAUAGCAACUGACUUCAGGGGAACAGGCCCAUCAGGAAGCAAAGCUCUGAUGGAUGAAUCUCAGACAGGGCGAGCCUACUCCUUCAAGGUGGUGCUGCUCGGGGAAGGCUGCGUGGGGAAGACGUCGCUGGUGCUGCGCUACUGCGAGAACAAGUUCAACGACAAGCACAUCACCACCCUGCAGGCAUCUUUCUUAACAAAGAAGUUAAAUAUUGGUGGGAAAAGAGUAAACCUCGCCAUAUGGGAUACAGCAGGUCAAGAGAGAUUCCAUGCAUUGGGUCCAAUUUACUACCGAGAUUCAAACGGAGCUAUUUUAGUUUAUGAUAUAACGGAUGAAGACUCUUUUCAGAAGGUCAAAAACUGGGUCAAAGAGCUUCGGAAAAUGUUGGGAAAUGAAAUCUGUUUGUGUAUAGUUGGUAAUAAAAUAGACUUGGAAAAGGAGAGACAUGUUUCCAUCCAAGAAGCAGAAUCGUAUGCAGAUUCUGUGGGAGCUAAACAUUAUCAUACUUCCGCUAAACAAAACAAAGGAAUUGAGGAACUCUUCCUUGACCUUUGUAAAAGAAUGAUAGAGACGGCGCAGGUGGAUGAGAGGGCGAAAGGCAAUGGCUCUAGUCAAGCGGGGGCUGCCAGGCGAGGCGUGCAGAUCAUCGACGACGAACCUCAAGCCCAGAGCGGCAGUGGAGGAUGCUGUUCUUCUGGAUAACUGCUCACGCCUACGAAACUCAAAACAGAACUGUGGAUCAUUGCCCUCAACAUGAAGACUGCCAUAUUCCAAGUCACAUCAUUUUACCAAUGGAGUUCUAGAAUUAACAGUAUUUUAAAUUACGUUUAUAACACUGCAGAGACCUUAAGUGCUAAACUUAGUUGAGUUUGUGACCAGAGAAUUGGCAUUUUCUACAAAUGUUAAUAAAGCAAUUACCAAUGGCCUUUUUACAUAUUUUUUUCUUUAAUGAGGAAUAAUAUGCAUGUAGAAAAGACCUACUUAAAGGCUUCAUUUAUAUUCUUUUAAAUCAGAUCUUUAUUUAAUAACUUAUAUAUGAUGUUGGAAUGGUAUACAUUUUUGCAGUCCUUUGUAUUUUGUGGUAGUUUGAAUUGUAUCACUUCUAAACAGCAUACUGUUUUUGUUCUUGUUUUUGAUUAGCAGAUACCUGAAGUUCUAUUUUUGCAGGGUUUGCACAGGCCCCUAACUGUCUACUACUUUGAUAUAAUCUAUAAACAUCCUGUAUGCUGAGCUGGUAAAAUACAUUGUAAAUUACAUAUUAAAUAUUUUAUCUGCUUUUACAAGCGCAAGGUGCAAAAAUAUAUACAAUUGUCUUAUUGGUGACUGUAAAGUGAAUUAACUGUUGGUGAUAAUACCUAGGCUUUUUGACUCUGUUAUAACGAUCCUUACCCUCCUUCACUUUGUCUUAACGUGAAAGUGGCGUGUUUCAAUUUACACAUACUUUACUUGAAUUAUUACUCUUGUCACUUUUUCCCUUUUUAUUUUUUAUUUUUUUGCCUCUGUAAGAUCAAAAAGCAGCAUUUGCUUUUUAUUAUUAUUAUUAAACAAGAUCUGCCAAUUUUGUUUUAGAACAGUUACCUUAGAAGGAUCUGAGUGGAACAUGCCAAGUUCACUUCUGCAGCAUUGGUUUUCUAUCGGGCUUUCCAUGAGAUGGUCACUAGCCUGAGAAGAGGGGUCCCAGGUAGUAGCCACUGACGAGGGCUUAUUUAUAAGGAUGGUGAGUGGUAAGUUAUGCUCCUGAGGCAGCACUUCUGGAUCCCUCACGAGGAUGUUUAAUUAGUCAUUGCUUGUCAGAAAUGAAUAUAGAAAGUUGUUUUUCAUUUUAGAAGAGUUAUCUGAGUUUCUGUGGGAAGAAGCAUUUUGUAAUGCAGUUAGAGCAACACUGGAAAGAUUUAUUAUGAAAUCAUAUUCUUGUUUAUUUUGUAAUUAGUCCCACAUUGGAUUUCUUUUUCUUUAGCAUUGGACUGAAGUUUGUUCAUUUAAAAAAGAAUCAGGCACUGCUCACAGAAGAACGAGAUUGUGGAAAUUAACAUAAAUUGUUCUUGUUCUAAUAUAUAUAUAUAUAUAUUUUCCCAUUUCUGUCAUGCUUGGAAAACUAGUAAAUGUUGUGUGUAAGAUAAGA
This is a messenger RNA of Peromyscus maniculatus bairdii (prairie deer mouse), 2140 nucleotides long. RefSeq names its product RAB21, member RAS oncogene family (gene Rab21). The record is from RefSeq and is a predicted model, not a curated record. Gene Ontology annotation, biological process: Rab protein signal transduction. Gene Ontology annotation, molecular function: GTPase activity; GTP binding. Lineage: Eukaryota; Metazoa; Chordata; Mammalia; Rodentia; Cricetidae.